Molecule: messenger RNA, 1569 nt
Organism: Parascedosporium putredinis
Lineage: Eukaryota; Fungi; Ascomycota; Sordariomycetes; Microascales; Microascaceae
Source: the annotation of a GenBank genome assembly
AUGGAUUCCGAAAAGGAUCCCAAGACCGCCCUUCACAUUGACAGCGCCGAUCAACAGUUAGCCCACGUGGCGAACCAAGAAGAGCGCGACAGCACCAAGUGGCAGGCCAUCAAGAACAACCCCUGGUCGUUCUUCUGGUGCCUCUUUGGCAUCUGGACCAUCCUUCUCGUCAGCUUCGAGAACCAGGCUGCUGGCAUCGUUGUCGGUAUCCCUCAGUUCCGAAAGGACUUUGGAACUUAUUAUGAGGGAAACUAUGUGUUGUCUGCCGAAUGGCAGGCUGCUUUCCAGGGCGCUCCCGGUGCAUCGCAAUUCUUCGGAGCCCUGAUUGCUGGUCAGAUUGCGGACUGGAUCGGCCGCCGAAACUCGAUCAUGAUUGCGCUCGUCGUGUCCUUUGGUGCCAUCAGUCUAGAGUUCGUCUCCACGACCAACGAAAUGUUCUUCGGCGGAAAGUUCUUGAAUGGUUUCGCGACCGGUAUCCUCCAGACCGUUGCGGGUUCUUAUAUUGGCGAGAUCGUCCCUCUAGCUCUACGAGGUCUCAUGACCUGCUUGAUCGCCCUUUCCUUCACCCUUGGUCCGUUCACCGUCGCCCUCAUCGUCAACUGGGAGGGCAACACCGGCGACAGGUGGUCGUACCGCUCCAUCUUUGCGCUCAGUACGGCUUCGCCACCAUCGCCGCCAUCCUUGUCUUCUUCAUGCCUGAGUAGGUUUACCGUCCCCAAUCGACAGCGGCGGUCUCCCUGGUGGCUCCUCAGCCGCGGCCACGAAGAGCGGGCUCUCAAGUCACUCCACCGCCUUGGCUACACCGCGGAGAGCGGAAGAGAUGUGAAGCGAGUUGCGGCCAUCAAGAAUACGCUGGAAGAAGUGAAGCAGGAGACGGAGGGUGUCACGUAUGCCGAGUGCUUCCGCUCCUCUAACCUCCGCCGCACCAUCGUCUCCAUCGCUCCCAUGGUUGUGCAGCAGUUCACCGGUAUCGUCUUUGCGGCCUCGUACUCGACCUACUAUGCUCAGCUAGCGGGCUUCAGCACGGAAAUGUCGUUCAAGCUCCAGGUGAUCCAGCAGGUCUUGUCCAUGGUUGGCAACAUGAUUUCGUGGUACCUUAUUGACAAGACUGGCCGUCGCGAUCUGACACUGUACGGCACCUGCAUCUUGACCGUUGUCCUCUGGGUCAUGGGCGGCCUCGCGGUCGGCGGCACUGCGGCUAUGCUCAAGGGCGCAGUUGCCAUGAUCCUCAUCUACUGCUUCCUGUACAACGUCACCAUCGGCGCGACGGCUUACACUUGCUUGACCGAGACCGCCACCGCUCGUCUCAGGGUCAAGACCUUCUCCAUCGGUGUUGCUGCCAACCUCGGUGGCAAGCUCGGGUUCAUCUUUGGCGGCCUCUGCUUCCCCUGUAUCGCCUUCAUCUGGUGGUACCAGCCCGAGACUAGGCACAGGUCCUAUGAAGAGCUCGACGAAAUGUUCAUGAAGCGCGUCCCCGCCAGGCACUUCAAGUCCUACAAGACGGAUGCCCAGACCAUGGACAAGGCUGUUAGCACCGCCGUCACGAAAGGUGGAGAUGCCACUGCUUGA